Messenger RNA from Artibeus jamaicensis (Jamaican fruit-eating bat), 810 nucleotides. It is a transcript of the gene CUNH1orf185, whose product is annotated as chromosome unknown C1orf185 homolog. Lineage: Eukaryota; Metazoa; Chordata; Mammalia; Chiroptera; Phyllostomidae. The record is from RefSeq and is a predicted model, not a curated record.
AUGGAAGUGUUCUGUUCUAUUUAUCACUUAACCUAUUUUCUGGCUGCUGGGGCUAUUACUUUCGGAAUUGGUUUCUUUGCUUUGGGAUCAGCUUUAUGGUUCCUGAUUUGCAAACGAAGAGAAAUAUUUCAAAAUUCUGAAUUCAAAACAACUGAUGAGAGAUGCAGCCAAAGACCAUCAGAGGCAAAGAAUAAAUCUCAUUCUCAAUGUGUUUUUAUUUCUCGAAAUUUUCAUACAGGAACAUUUCAAUUAGAGGAGGAGCAAAGAGAACAGGAAACAGCACAUAUAAAAGCAAGUGAUCACUCUAAAGAUGAAUUCUGCCUUACAACUAAAAAAGUGAUUUGUGACUCUUCAGAGACUAGCUCAACAACAAAUUGGGGUGAUGUUACGUUAAGCUCAUCAGCGUUACCAUCUGAUUCUUGUUACGGACAAACUAUAGAAGCAGCUGAUGACUGGUUUACUGAUGACUCUCUAGUGAAACAGAGCUCUUCAACGCCUUUGCUCAGGGAACCUCUAAUGGAAAAAGUAUGUCCAUACCUGUCAACCAGUUCGCUAGAAGAAUGUACGAAUAUGAUAGUUUAUGAUGGUCAAAAAGAGGACAGCAUUAAGGAACUAUUUUCAGGAAGAAAUACAGAGGUUGAAAUACAAACCUUCAACAAAAUAUUGAAUGACUUUUCUUUUGAAACUUUAUUAGAAUUUAUGUACACUAACGCCUGCUACUCAAAUGCUGCCCUCGGACCAGAAGCACUGGCAUCGUUGGGACAGUUGUUAGAAAUGCAGAAUCACAGGCCCAUCCCAGAGCUACGCUAA